Sus scrofa (pig) is the source of this 2016-nucleotide messenger RNA. The record is from RefSeq and is a predicted model, not a curated record. Lineage: Eukaryota; Metazoa; Chordata; Mammalia; Artiodactyla; Suidae.
UCAUAAUUUAUAGGUAUCAGGUAUUAAUUCAACAUUUAUUUGUCGAAUUUAUUAGGCACCUAUGUUCCAGUCCACAUAACCAGGCAGAGGGAUACAAAGCCAUCUCUACUGUGACCACGUUGGUCAGAGUUAACUUCCUCUUCUACACUUCCUACUGAUCUCAUCAAAAGUCACUUGACAUUUAAAAACCACCGUCCCAUUAAAAGGGGAACUGACUUCUCAAACCUCUGUGUUCACUCUAAGCACCCUGAAACAGAAAGGGAGCAAGCAGAUCAUAUGGAUCUCAAAUUGUGUCAUUUUCCCACUAGGGGAAAAGUUGGGAUUCUUUGAGCUUGCAAUGUCUUUGUGGCCCUUUUGAAAUCUAGGAAUACUUUGUGUCCAAGUGUGGUUGGAAGAUGAGAAGUAGAUGGUCUGAGAACAGCCUCUCACUGGAACUUGCUUAUUCAUUCUCUGGGACCCUACUCAAAUGCUAGUUUCCCUGUGAAUCUCAACCCUCUUUUCCGGCUUGGAAUUAACCACUUCUCCUCUGCGCACAUUGAGGAACUGCCUACCAUGCAACCUUCUGAGGUCCCCAGUUGAGAUGUUGCUAUGAGGACAGAUUCAUCAAAAAUGACGGAUGUGGAGCCUGUGGUCAACAAUUUCGCAUCAUCAGCAAGGGCAGGCCGCCGGAAUGCUCUACCAGACAUCCAGGGUUCACCCACCACGGGUGGAACUUCGGAGCUGCCCCUCAAACUGGAAGCCCUCUCCGUGAAGGAAGAUGUGAAAAAUAAAGAUGAAGAAACAGCGCAAGACCAAUCAGAAAAGCCUGAAGAUGAAGGAAAAUGAAGGCUCAUAACCUAUCAAAAGUGCCGAAUUUCUGCACGUUAAAAGACUUAGUGGCUCUGCUUUCCUGAGAUGUUUGAUCUGGUAGUAACUAUGGUAACAUUGCAGCCCUAAGCAACAUUUAUUGUAUUAGAUAAUUUUGUUGUGACGCUACUCACUUGGAUUGCAACCGUGAUGUCCAAUGUAGGUUAUUAAAAGGUAGAUUACUUCCGAAUUGCACCCAAGAGAGAGGUUAAGAAUGUAUGGUCACUUAAAUAGGUAUCGUUGUCCAUAAACCCAACAAAAUCCACUGUUCUCUUCUGGAUUUCUUUAGCCACCUGCAAUUUUAAUCCCAUUUUUAUGGUAAUGGGUAAACCAUGUCUUGGUAAAUAUAAACCAAAUACUAUUAAUUUAAAACUUUAUGGAAUUUGUAGGAAAUUAUGUUUUUUUGGUGACAAAGACUCAUAGAAAGUCAAAAUACAUAGAUAAAAGUAUGGUUGUUUUUUUUUUUAACCAAAAAUGUACCAUUUUUUUCCACCAGACCCUAAAAAGAUCUGGACAAACAGUGAAAGUUUGACAGUCCAAACAUCUCUAGGAAGUUUUUGUUUGAUGUAUUUUGCUUCUGGUCUAUGCAUACUGUGUUUUUUCAUGUGGACUCUUAAAAUGGAAAAUUUGUGGCAAAUUGUUUAUAUGGAAUAUACCUAUUAAAUGAAUCUCACUAUCUUCCUUAACUUUGGUGUGUGUAUGUGUGUGCACAUGUUUUUCUUUAAUGUGAAUUACACAAAACACUUGUUGCUUUAUACUGUCUUUUCUUAUUGUUAGGGCUUUUGUGUAUAUGAUCUGUUUCUAAAAUAAUUGCCUCAGGAAUGCAGACCUUAAUUUUUAUAUCUUUCCUAAACUAGCUAACAUAAUCAUAGGCACUUAAGUAUUUAGUGAAUGGUGUAGGUAGAAAUAGAAAAAGAUUUGCUUUUAAUAUAUAUUUGAGUAUAUAUUUUAAAAGGAAUGAAGCCAAAACCAAAGCUUUAGUAAAUUUUGAUUUAUUAGACAUUUUAGGAAAAUCAUAGAAUUCUGAAUUUUUAAAGAAAAUCUGACUAAUGAAUUUAUUUUUAUUUUCAGAUAUAUAUGCAUGCAGUGAUAUUUUAUUUCAUUGUUGACUUAGGACAUGUCUGUAUACAGUAAUCAAAUAAACUCACUAUUAAAGAAACUUACUACUGA